Syzygium oleosum is the source of this 2155-nucleotide messenger RNA. Its product is annotated as NAD-capped RNA hydrolase DXO1. Lineage: Eukaryota; Viridiplantae; Streptophyta; Magnoliopsida; Myrtales; Myrtaceae. The record is from RefSeq and is a predicted model, not a curated record. The transcript is spliced from 13 exons. Gene Ontology annotation, cellular component: nucleus; cytosol. Bases 16 to 1608 code for a protein of 530 amino acids. Gene Ontology annotation, molecular function: mRNA 5'-diphosphatase activity. Gene Ontology annotation, biological process: NAD-cap decapping; nuclear-transcribed mRNA catabolic process.
CUAAAACCUCGCCCCAUGGAUUUCUCCGAGCAGGACGUGGACGUCUUCGGAGAAGACUACGACGGCGGCGGCGGCGGCGGCGGCGGCGACGGCGGCGGCGGCGGCGAGCGUCGGAGCGCGAACCGCCAAUCGUCUUCCGGAUCGUCGUCGCGGUCGUCCUCAUCGUCCUCUUCCUCUUCGGCGGCGUCGUCCUCGUCGUCGUCCGGAUCUUCGUCCGACGGGGCGGAUAGCAGCAGCGACGGCGGAAGCCCUCGCAGUGGCGGGAGAGGAGACGACAACGGAGAGGAUUUGGAGAAUGUUAGUGGCGUGACGAACAGUCACCGCAGUGAGUUCGAAGAGAAGGAGACCGAUCUGUUCGGGUCCGAUAACGAGGAGUACUGUAAAACUCCGGCUACUAGUCGUUUUCCGAUUCCCGUACUGCCCCCUAUGCGCACCAAUAACAGUCAGGGCAGAGGGACCUUUGGUCGUGGUCGGUGGCAGGCUGGGCAUUCGAAUGGUAGAGGAGCAGGUAUCCUUCCCCGGCCUGGACCUUAUCCGCCAAGGCAAAACUAUGGUUACGGACCGAAGUUUGCCAAUGGUCAUCGCGACGAGCGUUUUGUUUCUGAACUUAAGCUUUCCAAGAGCGAAGAAACAUUAUCGAGGAGAUGCAUUGCAUUUCAGGAGCCAUGUGAACUUGCUUGCUAUAGCCGUGUAGAAGGUGGACAUGUCUACUUUGAUGAUCGCAACUUGAGGCUCUUUAAACGUUUAAUAACAGAAGACGUGGGAGCUGAUCUCAAUGAAGGUUUUGACACUUUUAUUGAGAAAAAAGAAUUGGGUUCCGAGGGUUUUGGUGACCUUCUUGCUUGCGUAAGGGACAAAAAUAUCCCGCUGCAGAACAUCCAUUUUGUGACAUUCCGGAACAACCUCAAUAAGAUAUUGGCUACAGCUUAUAUUAGGAAUGAGCCCUGGGAGAUGGGGGUGCAUAAAAGGAAUGGGGUUGUCUACCUUGAUGUUCACAAACUUCCAGAAAGGCCUCAAAGUGACUUAGAUCGCAGAAGAUGUUACUGGGGAUAUUGCUUUGAGAACCUUGCAACUGAAGACCCCCAAAGAGCUGUGGGAGAAGGGAUACAUCAUGUCGACGCCAAUGUUGAAUACUGUUCUGUGAUAAAAACUAAAUUAGGGGCUCAUCGGAUAUUGAUGGGGGCUGAAAUGGAUUGUUGUGAUUCAGCUGAUGAUGGAAGGAGAUUUUAUAUCGAGCUAAAGACCAGCCGUGAGUUAGAAUAUCACACUGAAGAAAGAUAUGAGCGAGAGAAGCUCCUCAAGUUCUGGAUUCAAACCUUCCUGGCUGGUGUUCCUUGUAUAGUUGUUGGAUUCAGGGAUGAUGCCGGCCGGCUUGUCCGGACAGAGAGAUUAAGAACCAAAGACAUAACUCAGAGAGUAAAAAUGAAGAACUAUUGGCAGGGAGGAGUGUGCCUGGCAUUUGCUGAUGAAGUCCUCUGCUGGCUGUAUGGAACAGUCAAAGAAAAUGAAGACUACAUACUGCAGUUUGCUCCACCGUUUAAUCGUUUGGAGCUUCUGCAAGCUAACUCUUGCCCCGAUGCGAUUACUAACCAUGUCGAGCAAUUGUGACAUUUUCGGAGAUUUACCCCAAAGAUCAACGGAAGCAAGAGGGUAUGUUUCUAUGACUUUAACACCUUUUCCCCAUUUUUUUUCUGUGUUGCCUCAAGUACAAUAUGAACCGAAGCCAACUCUCUAUCCGUAAUACUGAAUUUGGCAGUGCCCAUUUUUCAUCUCCCCAGAAGCUUUCUGACCUUGUAAAUUCGGCAAAGUGGUUAACUGAAGAUAUUGGUUUGCUAACUCAAGCAUCGUCAGAAGUUUUGCUCAGGCCAUCUUAAAUGCAACCAUAAGCCGGGAUCACGAUUCGCGGACGUGUUAUAGAAGUUUGCUUAGAACUUCUAGCACGAGAAACGUCUUCCGUUUCCCGGCUCUGUCUGUGCAUCUAAUUAAUCAAAUUUUGUUGAAUCUGCUGCUAUAAUUACCUGCAAUCGGCAACUAGAAAUCCGGCGGUCAUUCAUGACUUCAUCCCUAAGAUGAUGGCAUAUGCUCGCGGUUGGCAGUUUGUCUAACGGAAUGUUCAGACAGUGCUCAUAAAGCUGGUUUUUUUAUUCUACCGUCA